Molecule: messenger RNA, 1260 nt
Organism: Rotaria socialis
Lineage: Eukaryota; Metazoa; Rotifera; Eurotatoria; Philodinida; Philodinidae
Source: the annotation of a GenBank genome assembly
AUGCCAGAAGUGACAGCAAAUUGUUUAUGUAGUCAAGACAAUGCUCAUGAAGAUGGUAUUUGGGCAGGUGCUUGGACAAAAAGUUUAAAAGAUGGUUCGGAACAUAUAAUCAGCGGCUCAAUCGAUGAUAAAGUUAAAAUAUGGUCAUGGUAUAAAGAAAAACUCGAAUUAAAAUAUACAUGUACAGGUCAUCGUCUUGGUAUUGUUUCAGUUGAUGUUAAUCCACAAGGAACAGUCGUAGCAACAUGUGCACUUGAUGCACAAAUAAAAUUAUGGGAUAUUGAAAGUGGAAAACUUAUUCGUGAUAUUGAUGCAACUCCAGUUAAUGCUUGGAGUUUGGCAUUUUCACCUGAUGGACAAUAUCUUGCUACAGGAAGUUUUGGUGGCAAAGUUGAUUUGUACAAUGCUGAAAACGGUCAAAAAGAAAAAACAUUAGAUACACAAACGAAAUUUGUCUUAAGUGCUAUUUAUAGUCCUGAUGGAAAAUUACUUGCAUGUGGCUCACAAAAUGGUUUCGUAAAUAUUUUCGAUGUAGCAACUGGGAAAUUAUUACAUACAGUCGAAGGUCAUGCUAUGCCCAUUCGUGCAUUAUGUUUUUCACCGGAUUCUCAAGUUUUAGCUUCAGCAUCUGAUGAUUGCCAUAUACGACUUCAUGAUAUACAUAGCGCUCAACCAACAACUGUCAGUACAUUAUCGGGCCACAGUUCAUGGGUGCUGAGUGUAGCAUUCAGUUCAGAUAAUCAACAUUUAAUUUCGUCUUCAUCGGAUAAAUCAGUUAAGAUUUGGGAUACAAAAGCCAAACGAUGCGUUUAUACGUCUGCUGAACAUUCCGAUCAAGUAUGGUGUGUUAGAUUUAAUUAUUCGGGUACACAAUUCGUAUCCAUGUCACAAGACAAAAGAUGGAAUUCGCUUGAACGUUUACCCUCGAAUAAUCAAUAUAAUGAUGAAGCCACUUAUGUUUACGGAGGUUUUUUAAAUUUUUUACAAAGAGUGUUUGUUGAUAAAGUAAGUGAAAAUCAAAUUGAAUUAAAUACUAUUGUUAAACGUGUUUCUAUUCACGAAGAAGAACAAUAUGUUGACAUUGAAGUUAUUAAAAGUAAUCAACAACAAGUAACUUAUCAAGCUAAACAUGUUAUUUGUACACAAUAUGUUGGCUGUCUUAAACAAUCCAUGCAUCAAACGUUUAUACCACCAUUGCUACAUGCUAAACGAAUGUAUAUACAAAAAUUAGUCUUUAGCACAAUUAAUAAAGUUUGUUGA